Messenger RNA from Acanthosepion pharaonis, 4257 nucleotides. The record is from the annotation of a GenBank genome assembly. Lineage: Eukaryota; Metazoa; Mollusca; Cephalopoda; Sepiida; Sepiidae.
AUGUCUCUAUAUCCCAUUCUCUAUCUCUCUAUCACUAUCUCCUCUCCUCUCGUCUCUCGAACACAUUCUAUGUAUCUAUAUCCUUUCUCUCUCUCUCACACUAUCUCCUCUCGUCUCUCGAACACAUUCUAUGUAUCUAUAUCCCUUUCUCUCUCUCUAUCACUAUCUCCUCUCGUCUCUCGAACACAUUCUAUGUAUCUAUAUCCCUUUCUCUCUCUCCUAUCACUAUCUCCUCUCGUCUCUCGAACACAUUCUAUGUAUCUAUAUCCCUUUCUCCUCUCUCUCUCUCUAUCCUAUCUCCUCUCGUCUCUCAGACACAUUCUAUGUAUCUAUAUCCCUUUCUCUCUCUCUCUCUCACUAUCUCCUCUCGUCUCUCUAUAUCGAACACAUUCUAUGUAUCUAUAUCCCUUCUCUCUCUCUAUCUCUAUCUCCUCCUCGUCUCUCAACACAUUCUAUGUAUCUAUAUCCCUUUCUCUCUCUCUAUCACUAUCUCCUCUCGUCUCUCGAACACAUUCUAUGUAUCUAUAUCCCUUUCUCUCUCUCUAUCACUAUCUCCUCUCGUCUCUCCUCUAUGUAUCUAUCCCUUUCUCUCUCUCUAUCACUAUCUCCUCUCGUCUCUCAGAACACAUUCUAUGUAUCUAUAUCCUUUCUCUCUCUCUCUCUCUGCUAUCUCCUCUCGUCUCUCAGAACACAUUCUAUGUAUCUAUAUCCUUUCUCUCUCUCUAUCACUAUCUCUCUCGUCUCUCGAACACAUUCUCCCUAUCUAUAUCCCUUUCUCUCUCUCUCUCACUCAUCUCCUCUCGUCUCUCGAACACAUUCUCUGUAUCUAUAUCCCUUUCUCUCUCUCUCUAUCACUAUCUCCUCUCGUCUCUCAAACAUUCCCUGUGCAUCUUAUAUCUCUUUCUCCCUCUCUCGCUAGCACUCUCCUCUCGUCUCCCAGUGAACAAUCGUUCUACGUAUCAUAUCAAACCUCUUCCCCUCUCUUUUUUCCAGUCCUCCUCUCACCUCCCCAGACAGCAUUCGUUGGCGACUCUUCCCACCCCAUUUCUCAUCUUCAAACUUCUUCUUACUCCCUCUCUAUUUCCAGCCCUCGGUACCAAUCGCCUUCCCAGUGUGAGCAAUAGUUAUGACGUCUUCCACCUAUCAAUGUGCAUAUUCAACUUCGCUUUCUCCACUUUUUCCAGCCCUGCGCCCAUCGCCUUCCAGCUCCAGCAAUCCCUUCCCAAUGUAGUCAAUCGCCUUCCUAUCGUGUGCAUCUUCGACUCUUUCUCCUCUCCUUUUUCCAGUCCUCAUGUCGCUAUUCCCAAACAAUCGUUGGCUCCUUCCAUAUCGAUGUGCAACGUUCUCAAUCUCCUCUCCCAGUCGCUCCUCCACCUUCCCAGUCUAUCGUUGGCGACCUUCCAGUGUGAUCUUCGAACUUCUUGUCUAUCCGCGUUCCAGUGUGGUAAUCGUUGGCGAUUCCCCACCCAUCGAUGUGCAUCUUCAAACUUCUCUUUUCUCUCCUUUUUCCAGGCUCGUCCUCGUUGUCAAUCACCUCCCCAGCAGUUUCCAGCACGUCUUCCACCUAUCGAUGAUGUCUUCAUUCGCCCUCUCUAUUUCCAGUGUCAAUCGCCUUCCAGUGUGAGCAAUAGUUGGCGACGUCUUCCACCCAUCGUCGUGCAUAUUCGAACUUCUUUCCUCCACUUUUUUUCCAGCCCUCGUUGUCUAUCGCCUUCCCAGUGUGAGCAAUCGUUGAGACGACGUCUUCCCACCUAUCGAUGUGCGUUUUCAAACUUAUCUUUCCCUCUCCUUUUUCCAGCCCUCCGGUGUCCUAUCCCCUUGCUUCCCAGUGGAGGCAAUCGUUGGCGACGUCUUCCCACCUAUCGAUGUGCAUCUUCAAACCUUUCUCCUCCCUGCUUUCUUUCCUCGUUGUCAAUCCUUUUUUCCAGUCCCCACCUAUCGAUGGCCAUAUCGCCUUUUCUCCUUUUCCAGCCCUCCUGUAAUCACCUUACCAGUGCUGAGAGCAAUCGUUGGCGACGUCUUCCCCACCCAUUACGCAUCUUCAAACUUCUCUUUUCUCCCUAUCCGUUUUCAGCCCCCUCGUUGUCAAUCAUCACCUUCCCAGUCUUCUCCACAUAUCGUGAGCUUUUCCAAUCAUCACCUCCCGGCGAAUCGUUGGCUCUUCCCACCUAUCGAUGUACAUCUUCAAACUUCUCUUUCCUCUGCUUUUUCCACGUCUUCCCACCUAUCGGUGACUAUCGCCUCCACUCCCAGCCCUCAAUGUCUACUCGAGCAAUCGUGGCGACGUCUCUUCCCACCUAUCGAUCCCUCAGUGUCAAUGUCCCAAUCGCACCUAAUGAUGCCUGUGUGGAGCUCCUCUCCUGGCCCUCAGUGUCAAUCCCCUUCCCAGUGUCCGUUGGCGACCUUCCCUUAUCGAUGUGCAUAUUCGAACUUCUCUUUUCAACUCCUUUACAGCCUCGGUGUCAAUCACCUUCCCACCCUCGGUGCCUAUCGCCUUCCCCAGUGAGUAACGUUGGCGACGUCUUCCCACCCAUGGCAUCUUUCAACUUCCCUUUCUCCUCUCCUUUUCCAGCCGUCGGUGUCAAUCGAUUUCCCAGUCGCAUGCUUCCCAACUAUCGAUUCCCCCUCGGUGUCUUCAAUUCUCUUUCUCGCCCCUCCGUGUCCAGUGUGAGCAAUCGUUUGCGACGUCUUCCCACCUAUCGAUUCCUCGUUGUCACCUCCCCAGUUUCGUUGGCGAGCCUUCCCCACCCUAUCGAUGUCAUCUUCAAACUUCUCUUCCCAGUCUUCCCUGUGGCAUCGCUUCUUCCUCUCUUUUUCAGCCCUCGUUGUCUACGCCUUCCCACCUAUCGAUCUUUGCAUCUUCGAACUAUCGGUGCGAUGUCUUUCAAUCAUCUUCGCCUUCCUCUCUCCUUUUUUCCAGCCCUUGAAAUCGUUCCCAGUGUGACAGUCGUUGGCGACGUCUUCCCUAUCGAUCCCUCUUUUCGCCUUCCAGCCCAAUCGGUGUCUUCCCACCUAUCGAUGUGCAUCCCCAAACUUCUCCUUUCUCCUCUUUUUUCCACCCUCGUUGUCUAUCCCCUUCCCAGUGUGAGCAAUCGUUGGCGACGCCUUCCCACCCAUCGAUCCCUCGGUCUGUCAAUCCUUCCCAUUUUGAGCAAUCGUUGGCGACGUUUUCCCUAUCGAUGUGUCAAACUUCUCUUUCUCCUCUCCUUUUUCCAGUGUCAAUCACCUUCCCAGUUUCCGUUGGCGACCCUUCCCACCUAUCGAUGCAUCAUCAAACUUCUCUUUCUUCCUCUCCUUUCCUCGCCUUCCCAGUGUGAGCAAUCGUUGGCGACGUCUUCCCCACCUAUCGAUUUUGAGCAAUCGUUGGCGACGUCUUCCCCUCCUCCUCUCCUAUCGAUGUGCAUCUUCAAACUUCUCUUUCCCUUUCUCCUCUUUUUCCAGGCGGUGUCAAUCGGUGUCAAUCACCUUCCCACCCUCGUUCCAAUCGUUGGCGACGUCUCCCAGUUUUCCAGCAAUCGUUGGCGACGUCUUCCCAUCGAUCCCUCGGUGUCAAUCUACCCACCUAUCGAUGUGCAUCUUCAAACUUUUCCCUCUCCUUUUUCCAGUCGUGCUCGGUGUCAAUCACCUUCCCAGUGUCAGCAAUCGUUUUACUCUCCACCAGCGACGUCUUCCCACCUAUCGAUGUGCAUCUUCAAACUUCUCUUUCUCCUCUCUUUUUCCAGGUGUCUCGCCUUCCAGUGUGAGCAAUCGUUGGCGACCUUCCCACCUAUCGAUGUGCAUCUUCAAUUCGUCGGUGUCAAUCGACGUCUUGGCCCACCUAUCGAUGCUCGGUGUCAAUCGCCACCUUCCAAUCGUUGUGAGCUUCCCCAUCGUUGGCGACGUCUCUUUCUCCCACCUAUCGAUGUGUCAUCUUCAAACUUUGGCGACGUCUCUUUCUCCUUCUUUCCUUUUUUUCCAGCCUCGCCUUUUCCAGCCCUUCGGUGUCAAUCGCCGUCUUCCCAGUGUGAGCAAUCGUUUGGCGACCUCUUCCCACCUAUCGAUCCUGCGGUGUCAAUCGUUCCGUCGAUGUGUCAAUCCUCUUCCCAGUGUGAGCCCUCGUUGCCUAUCGUUGGUGUGAUGCCUUCCCACCCAUCGAUGUGCAUCUUCAAACUUCUUUCUCUCUCCUUUUUCCCUCUCUUUUCCAGCCUUCCCACCUCGCCUCCUAUCUAUCUAUCUAUCUAUCUAUCUAUCUAUCUAUCUAUCUCAAUCUUUUCAUAA